Melanotaenia boesemani (Boeseman's rainbowfish) is the source of this 1120-nucleotide messenger RNA. RefSeq names its product DnaJ (Hsp40) homolog, subfamily C, member 9 (gene dnajc9). NCBI's taxonomy places the organism in Eukaryota, Metazoa, Chordata, Actinopteri, Atheriniformes, Melanotaeniidae. Gene Ontology annotation, cellular component: cytoplasm; nucleus. The coding region runs from base 180 to 947 and encodes 255 amino acids. Gene Ontology annotation, molecular function: heat shock protein binding. The record is from RefSeq and is a predicted model, not a curated record. The transcript is spliced from 5 exons.
UACGUGACAGACCAGCGCGCCAAAUUAAUGUAGCUAACACAGAGAGAGCAGAAAUAGGAUUAAUCUGACUUGUACACUGAGACCAAUAGAUUAAAAUACAACGCAAAUCUUUUAAACACUCAAUAGUAGACAUUUCACUGGUCAGAAUCCGUGUCCAGUUUAAUCAGAGUGCUGUCAGGAUGGGUUUGCUCGAGCGGUGCCAGGAGCUCUUCAAGACCUCCAACUUAUAUGAGGUGCUGGGAAUAAACAAAGAGGCGAACGAGACAGAGGUCCGGAGGAGCUACUACAAAGUGUCGAUGAAAGUACAUCCAGACCGGGCCCCUGAAGACCCGCAGGCAACAGAGAAGUUUCAGGUGUUGGGAAAACUGUAUGCAGUGCUGAGCGAUAAGGAGCAGAGAGCCAUUUAUGAUGAGCAGGGAGUGGUGGAUGAAGAGUCUGAUGUCCUUAGUCAAGACCGCUGCUGGGAGGAAUACUGGAGACUGCUCUUUCCUAAGAUCACAAAGGAGGACAUUCUGGCUUUUGAGAAGAAAUACAAGGGCUCUGAUGAAGAGCGGGAAGAUGUGAUCCGGAUUUAUGUGCAGCAUAAAGGAGAUAUGGAUGCAAUCGCAUGCUCGGUGAUGUGCUUCUCCCAGGAAGAUGAGCCCAGGGUGUGCAGCAUUAUCCAUGCCGCCAUAGAGAGUGGAGAAGUUGAAGCAUUCCCAGCAUUUACUAAGGAGUGUGACAAAAAGAAGAGGGCCCGGAGGAAAAGGGCUGACAGAGAGCGAGAAGAAGCAGAAGAAAUGCAAAAAGAGAUGGGGCUUGAUGAUCAGGAUGAUAGUCUAGUCAUGAUGCUGAAGCAACGACAGCAGUCCAGAGAGAAGAAUUUCAACAGUUUCCUUACAGACCUGGAGGCAAAAUACUCCAAAAAAAGUGCCAAACCCCAAAAAGGAAAGAAAGGAAAGAAGUAAAUGUCAGAAAACGGCUUGUCAGUCAAGUUCAAACAACAUCCCAAAUGUCUACCUUUAAAAAGGUCAUUUUAAACCUUAGAAGGUUUUUAGUCUUGACACAAAAAUGUAAAUGCUUUUUGACCUUGUUUGCUGUUCAAGUUUUCAUAUGUUAAUAAAUUUGCAUGUAAAUAGCA